AUGCUUCUUCUCUCUCAAGAUCUCUUGGUCGACCUCGUUGUCAAUUUGCUUGUUUUAGACUCUCUCUCCGCCCUAAACGACGCCUUAGCAUCUGACCCCACCAAUUCCGAACUUCUCGAGGUGCAUAAAGAGGUUGUUCAGGCCAUUAAAGAUGCGGAGGAGGGGCUUCUUCACCUUAAACGUGCGCGUUUACUACGAGAAGUGGAUUACGUGCUAUGUGGUUCAAAUGCUGCCACUGAGGAUGUUAAAGUCGAACCGCUUGAUCCGUUCGAUGUUGAACCGGAGCCGUUGGUGGACACAACCUACACCGUUGGAUCGAGAUGUAGAUUCCGUUACAACGAUGGCCGGUGGUAUGAUGGUCAAAUUGUUGGGCUCGAAGACUCUGACUCCGCAAAGAUUUCUUUUCUCACGCCUACAUCCGAAGAUAUGCUGAUAUGCAAGUUCUUUGUGCAACAACGAUGUCGAUUUGGUUCUAGCUGCCGCUUAUCACAUGGAAUUGAUGUCCCAUUGUCUUCCUUGAAGAAGUAUAAUCCAACAAUUUGGGAGCAGUCAUUGGUGGGAUCCACUAUUUGGGCUCUCUCAGAUGAUAAAGUGGGCAUUUGGAGAAAGGCUGAACUUGAAUCAUGGGAUGAUGAACUCAGAAUGGGGGAGGUUGUUUUUAGAGAUGAUGGAAGUUCUGCAAAGCUUGGGAUUGAAGCCAUAGCGUUGUCUGAGUAUGCCCAGAUGGGUGAUGAAGAAGAGAGUGACUUAAGCUCGGAACUCUCUGAUUCAAGUGACUAUGAAGAAGAUACCUCACAGGGUUUAGGAUUUGAUGGGAUGACUGAUUUACAAAGGGGCAUCCAGACAGACACUGUCAUUUUUGCAAAGUGGGAGAAUCACACCCGGGGCAUCGCUUCCAAGAUGAUGGCCAAUAUGGGUUAUCGUGAAGGGAUGGGUCUAGGUGCAUCCGGGCAGGGAAUGUUGGACCCUAUCUCUGUGAAAGUCCUUCCACCAAAGCAAUCUCUUGAUCAUGCUUUGGAGUCCCAUGAAAACAAAGAAGAUAAAGAGAAUAAAUUAAAGAAACGAAGUAGAGGUGGCAAGAGAAAGCGCGAAAAGAAAUUUGCAGCUGCAGCUCGAGCUGCAAGAGAUGAAGUAGAAUCAAGGCCAGAUGUUUUUUCUCUCAUCAAUAGUCAGCUUGCAAAACAUGGUGAAGCUGUGAACGGCAAGUUAUACAAGACGCAGCGGCACAAAGGUUCAAGAGAAGAGAAGAGGGUUGAUAGGAAGGAUCUAGUUGCUUAUGAUGAGGAGGUGAAGGACCUGCGAAUCCGAAUUGAGAAGCUGGAAGAGAUGGUCCAAAGGAACAAAAAAGAGAAAGUUGUUUAUGAAGCUGCAAUGAGGAAGCUAAACGAGACUCGACAGGCAUUAGCAGAGGCAGAAGCAGCCCAUGCAUCUGCAUCAAAUGCAGUCUCUCGCAGAGAAAAAGAAAAGAAAUGGCUUAAGUUUUGAGACUAGUAAAAUCAUGUAGUCAUCAUUAUGUGUUACAGUGUUAAAAUUUAUAUUUAUGGCUUGAAUUUGCACUACAAAUCAUCCAAUGAAUCACACCGAAAGAUGAUUACUGAUAUCCUUCAUUGUUCAGCAAAUGAACAGUACAUCUUUUUUAUAAAUACAUUGAACUCAACAAUGGU
This is a messenger RNA of Pistacia vera, 1664 nucleotides long. Its product is annotated as zinc finger CCCH domain-containing protein 22. The record is from RefSeq and is a predicted model, not a curated record. Gene Ontology annotation, molecular function: nucleic acid binding; metal ion binding. The coding region runs from base 1 to 1485 and encodes 494 amino acids. The transcript is spliced from 4 exons. Lineage: Eukaryota; Viridiplantae; Streptophyta; Magnoliopsida; Sapindales; Anacardiaceae.